AUGCACUGCCGGCCGUUCUGCGGCACUAAUAUUCCUAUUUCUUCUUCCCUUUUGCAUUUUGUUCGUUCCGGUUAUAUCACAACUUCAAACUAUCAAACUACUGCUCCUUCGCUUUAUCACCAUUAUGAUCAAACACCACCUCCACCAGUUGUAGUAAGGCAUCGUCGACGAUUAGAGGAUCCAAUAACAAAUUAUGCUUCAAACUAUUAUGUUACGUUUCCUUGUCAGAUGACUCAGCUAUCACCACGACAGUCUACAUCGCCAUCAUUGCAACCACUUUCAUUGUCACAACCCAAUCAAACUAUUUACGACAGAUCAAGGCAUGACGACAUUUAUUGUGAUCUUUUUAAUCUACUCGAAUGUCCUUCUCCACCAACACCACCAUUAACUAAACAAAGACGAAAAUAUAAAUCAAAUGAUUAUAGUCCGUGUCGUCAGCACUGCCGUAUGGAUAUAGAAAAUCUUCAUACUAAAGUGAAAUGUACGAAUGAUCGAAAACGGCAACAUCAAAAAUAUAAUUAUUAUAAAGAAAAAAAACGUCAAGAUGAUAAAUUAUCAUCCAUAGAACAAUAUGAGCGAUCACCAGAAAAAACGAAGAAAGUUAACAAUAUUUAUCCAGGACGUGCGUCAAAUAGAGGAUUUUUUCGACGAGUGGUACGCAAUUAUUUUUGUCUGCCAUCGACACUUGCUAAUAAUGGGUACUCCAGUUAG
Rotaria socialis is the source of this 711-nucleotide messenger RNA. Lineage: Eukaryota; Metazoa; Rotifera; Eurotatoria; Philodinida; Philodinidae. The record is from the annotation of a GenBank genome assembly.